Molecule: messenger RNA, 1586 nt
Organism: Capsella rubella
Lineage: Eukaryota; Viridiplantae; Streptophyta; Magnoliopsida; Brassicales; Brassicaceae
Product: beta-amyrin 28-oxidase
Exons: 4
Coding region: 39-1478 (479 amino acids)
Biological process (GO): sterol metabolic process
Molecular function (GO): heme binding; oxidoreductase activity, acting on paired donors, with incorporation or reduction of molecular oxygen; monooxygenase activity
Source: RefSeq, a predicted model, not a curated record
ACUAGUAUAAGCCAUAAACAAAAUAAAAUAAAAAAAUUAUGUAUUGGACAAUCAUAUUCAUCUUCAUUAGCUCCAUACUUAUUUUUCUCAUAUCCCUCCUUAGAAAACAUUUCUCACACUUCUCGUAUCAAAACCUUCCCCCGGGAAAGAUUGGUUUCCCCUUAGUCGGAGAGAGCUUUUCUUUCCUCUCUGCGGGCCGUCAAGGCCAUCCAGAGAAGUUUAUUACCGACCGAGUUCGUCGCUUCUCCUCCACAUCCUCCUCCUCCUCAUGUGUCUUCAAGACACACCUCUUUGGUUCUCCCACCGCGGUGGUGACUGGUGCCUCUGGAAACAAGUUUCUUUUCACGAACGAGAACAAGCUCGUGGUUUCGUGGUGGCCAGAUUCCGUUAAUAAGAUCUUCCCUUCUUCAACGCAGACUAGCUCCAAGGAAGAAGCCAAGAAGCUGAGGAUGCUUCUUUCACAGUUCAUGAAACCUGAGGCUUUGAGGAAGAACGUAGGUGUUAUGGAUGAGAUUGCUCAAAGACAUUUUGAGACUGAAUGGGCCAAUCAAGAUCAACUCAUUGUCGUCCCUCUCACCAAAACGUUCACGUUUUCACUAGCAUGCCGUUCGUUCCUUAGCAUGGACGAUCCCAAAAAAGUAAGGCAACUUGAAGAAAAAUUCAAUAAGGUAGCGGUAGGGGUCUUUUCAAUCCCAAUAGACUUACCGGGAACACGUUUUAACCAAGCCAUUAAGGCGUCGAGGUUACUCAGAAAAGAGGUUUCCGCGAUCAUAAAGCAAAGGAAAGAAGAGAUAAAAACAAAGAUACCAUUAGAGUUAAAAGACAUAUUAACUCAUAUGUUGAUGAACAUAGGAGAGACCAAAGACGAGGAUUUGGCUGAUAAGAUUAUUGGUUUGUUAAUCGGAGGACACGACACAGCCAGUAUUGUAUGCACUUUCAUUGUCAAUUAUCUAGCUGAAUUCCCUCUUGUCUACCAACGUGUGCUACAAGAGCAAAAGGAGAUACUAAAGGAAAAGAAAGAAAAAGAAGGAUUAAGGUGGGAGGACAUUGAGAAAAUGAGAUAUUCAUGGAAUGUUGCAUGUGAAGUGAUGAGACUUGUACCUCCUCUUUCUGGCACUUUUCGUGAGGCCAUCACUCACUUCUCCUUUAAGGGUUUUUACAUUCCUAAAGGAUGGAAGUUAUAUUGGAGUGCGGCCACGACACAUAUGAAUCCAGACUACUUCCUGGAACCAGAGAGAUUUGACCCGAACCGAUUUGAAGGAAGUGGUCCGAAGCCAUAUACCUAUGUUCCAUUUGGAGGAGGACCUAGGAUGUGUCCAAGGAGAGAGUAUGCUCGCCUAGAGAUACUUAUAUUUAUGCACAAUCUUGUUAAAAGAUUCAAGUGGGAAAAAGUGUUUCCUAAAGAGAAUAAAAUAGUGGUUGAUCCCUUACCAAUACCAAGUAAAGGUCUCCCUAUUAGAAUUUUUCCUCAAUCUUGAGUCAAAAUUUGAAACUUGAGGGAUCAAUGAGUGUAUUGGUCUCAUCAUGCUUCAUUAUUAAAAUUAUUGUUGACUCAUAGACAAUAACUAAAUAAAAAUUCGCUUAUG